Messenger RNA from Prorocentrum cordatum, 2521 nucleotides. NCBI's taxonomy places the organism in Eukaryota, Dinophyceae, Prorocentrales, Prorocentraceae. The record is from the annotation of a GenBank genome assembly.
AUGCCGCCCCAGGGCAAGAAGUUUCCGGCGGGGAGCGGCAAGAAGCAGGCUGCGCACAGCAGGGAGGCGAAGAAGCAGAAGGACGGAGCCGACCACCCUAACCUCCAGUCGCGCCCCAGGGACUGCGACACGUGUGGGCAGAACACGCACGGGUUUGAUCGGCAUUGCCCGCCUGGGACCUACCUCUAUUGGCCCAAGGCUGAGGUCUGCGCCACGACUAAGAUCAAGACGCCCAUGGGGACGGAGUGCGGCCACUGCUUGUACGUGCGGCAGAAGUACUACGCCAAGGGCACCACUGCCCAACAGAUCAUCCAGAAGAAGAAAGAUCCAGCUGAAAACGCUCGACACGAGAGGUUGCGAGAGGAUCGCGCAUCAGGGAGGAACGAGUGCCAGAUGACCGACGCGGUGAACGCGCAGCUCCAGACGGUUCAAGAGAGGAAGGACUUCUCGGAGGCCUUUGUCGAGGGCGAGCUCUGUGAGCUGAGGGGCUUCUGCAGAGACCGAAACUUGCAGUUCUCGUCUCAGGAGGAGGCCGUGAAGUACAUCAACGAAAGGCUAGGCUUCGAGACUGGGAUGGGCGAGACAAACGAGUUCGGCGUCUUCGUAGUUGAGAAACGACCAGGAGCUAGGUGCAAGUUUCGCAAGGGACUCGCGAGGAGCUCUGGGAUCAUUCGUGAGGAGGGUCACGACGACCUGCAGUCAGCCGUCGACCAGGGUUUGGAGGACAGCGCGGACAUGCGGAGCAAGGAGGGCUUCCACGACGUCACGUCUGCUGCCGAGCACGACGCGGAGGAGGGCACCCUCUCAACCGACAACGGAAUUGCCCCGAUGCUUGCGCCGCCGCCUCAGGCAUCGCGUGGUGGCUCGCAGUCGCAGUGCCAAUCGCAGGAUCUCUCCAUCUUGCCCUCCUCCGCUUCGGGCGCUGGUUCUGCUCGCAGCGAAGCAGGUGGCAACUUCGACGUCCAGUCCAUCAGCAGCGGCGAAGGCGCCUCGCGCAAGAGGCCUUUCAGCAUGACGGCCAGCGCCUUCGGCGAGAGCGCGAGCGAGGCGCCUGGGUCUCCUCGGAGUGGACAUGGUACGCCGAUGCCGCCCGCCAGGAAUGCCAAGGAUGCCAAGGACGCGCCGAGCUCGAGGAAGACGCAGAGGGGGGCCUCCAGAGACGUUGGUGGAACCACGUGGACGGUGGCGAACCUGUGGAACAAGAGGUACAGGCAGCGCGACUUCGAGAACUUGCUCACGAGGUUGACCGCCAAGGCGAACAAGGUCGGGAGUUCGAUGGUCGACGAGUCGGCAGAAGUUUCGGACCAGUUGUUCAGGACUGGAGUGCGACUUGAGGAGACGAGAGAUUGCUUCGAGAAGCUGAAGAGGUCCCCAGAGGUGGCCAUAUCGACGGAGGUCCCCAAAGUUCUAGUGAACGUCCUGAAGCAAGCCGACGUCCCCCUGCAGUCUAAUAUGGCCUCCACAAUUUGCUGCGCUCUGCUGGGGCAGACGGACCCCGCCUCCCACGCGCUGGCCCUGAAGAUGGCGAAGUACCACAGUGGUGACAGCAGCUCGCACCUUUCAGUGGCGACGUUCGGAAGCAUCGGCAUCGGCGACGACGACGAGUUCCUUGCGAAUUGCCAGCAUAAUCUUAUUCAAUCAUUCGUCGAUAAAGCCCUGAAGCGAAUAUCCAAGGGGGAGUUUUCGGCGCUCAUGGCCGCGUGCGACGGGAUCAUCGGCGAAUGUGACAUCAACGCCCUGAACAUCGACAGCGCCAAGAUAGAUCCUUCCACGGGAUGGUUGCCUCUUGUCAUGGCCGACCUGAAUGCCGUGCGCUUUUUCGGGAAGGUGCUGGCCGUCGAUGCGAAGGAGAAGUUGCCUCGGGACUUGCGGGUCGAGGCGCUGAGGGUGCACGCGAACAAAGAGAAGCUGAGCAAUCGACUGCGGUGUCUCAUCAGGGUUGGGGCUGGGAGUACCAACUGGGCUCGCGCAGCGUGGGAACGAACGCCCUUCGCUGAAUUCGCUGGCACAUCGGAAGGUGUUGCUCUCGACUCCACCGUCCAACAGAUGAUGAUCACGAUUUGCGCCGAGAUCAAGACGUUCACCAGCGGGGACAAUGGGGCCUCAGUCGAGAAGUUAUUCGAGAUAGUCAGCAGGACCGUCAUGGAUACUGGUGGCAGGCUUAAGGAUAUCGACACUUUUGCUAAAUGCAUGGACAGCCUCGACGAUGAGAAGGCCUCUCAGGAAGCAUCCACCCUCAUCUCUUUGAAGAACGAGCUUUUGGCGGCGCUUGGCAAUGCAAUGACGGAGAUCCUGGCCUACUACGACCGCUUUUCGGACAAUCUCGAGAACGUCUAUGCCGUGUCCGCUUGUUGCGCGGGGGACACCAGCGGGAUGGCAUCGGACGCCGACUGUUUCAGGCUCUUCUCCGGGAUUGCGAAGAUAAUCCUAAAGUUCGAGAUCGGGGUGCCGGAGAGGGCGGUAGUCCAGGAGGCGAAGCUUCGGGCCGAGCUAGUCGUCGACGCAAACGAGACGAAGAUGU